AUGGCCGACGUGGGACCCGUGCGUGGAUGGUCCCUAUCUCCUAUGCUCCUCGUCAAGUCCCUGCGCGUCGGCGUGAACGCCAUGUUUAACACGUCUCUCGACCCCUUGAAACUCGAUCCUGUACAGGAGGGUCCACCUGAUGAGGUUGGCCUUGUGAACGAUAUCCACCCCUUCAAGGUGGCGGGUUUCGGGUACGGGAAGCGAAGAGAAAGCGGCCAAGUCGGACAGGCUGCUGGCUCCGAUGAGAAAGUCAUAUAUGAACUCCACGGAGGCGGUCUCCCUAGACCUGGCGCGCUUAUGCUUCAUUCCUCUACCGCCGACUGGGGAAACACCCAUAGCGGCUCCUGUUCAAGUACGCCGACAGCAACUUUGUGCACAACUUCCUUGCAUGAUACCCCACUUGCGCUUAAUUUGCUCGCUCCCCAUCCAUGGACCUCUCCUGCCUCUCUUCGUCUGGAUCAUCCCAAGGGUCUUUUCGUUGGUCUCUCGCCCUCUCUGAUUUUAGCAGGCGCAGCCGAAAUGUCCUUAGACUCGAUGAAGAAGACAUUGGCGGAUAGAAUGAGAGCGGAUAUGGGGACGGAUCUGGUAACUUACGUCGAGACCGCGAACGCGACACAAUGCACUGCUCGCAAAGUGGCAUGA
This is a messenger RNA of Pleurotus ostreatus (oyster mushroom), 642 nucleotides long. RefSeq lists its product as uncharacterized. The coding region runs from base 1 to 642 and encodes 213 amino acids. Lineage: Eukaryota; Fungi; Basidiomycota; Agaricomycetes; Agaricales; Pleurotaceae. The transcript is spliced from 2 exons. The record is from RefSeq and is a predicted model, not a curated record.